This is a messenger RNA of Mesocricetus auratus (golden hamster), 2287 nucleotides long. RefSeq names its product coiled-coil domain containing 60 (gene Ccdc60). The record is from RefSeq and is a predicted model, not a curated record. The transcript is spliced from 14 exons. The coding region runs from base 444 to 2093 and encodes 549 amino acids. NCBI's taxonomy places the organism in Eukaryota, Metazoa, Chordata, Mammalia, Rodentia, Cricetidae.
AGUCCUACCUGGCAGUUAGGCCCCAAGGCUGAGCCCCGUGGUGGGGCCGCCUUGCUCCCUUGUCUGGCUGGCUGGGCGAGGGGUGGGGCUUUUGUCUGUAGAGUUUUAUAUUUUUCAGCUCACAUUUUAUUUUGCUUAUAUGAGAGAGAUAUACCCUCCUUGAAAAGAGGGGGCACUUAUAAAGUGACUUUGUGCAAGUUGAACAGUCCGGGUUUGCCUGUGGAACUUCACCAGAUUUCCCUACCUGGGACAUCGGAUGCUCAGCCUUCCAACUAGUCCUGGGAGAGACCUCCUUGCGGUUCCUGGACUUGGGACUUGUGGGAUUUGGAAAAUCUUGUGGGCCUUUUCACACUAGUGAGUGCUGAAGUCGAAGAUUCUGGAUAAGGCAACAAAAAAAAAUCCUUCUCUUGAAGGCGUGGGCUAAAGCCUGAGGUAUUUUCAAGAUGACCAAAGUGCCAGCCAACAAAAAGUUGCAGAGUGUCCCCAGCAAGAAGGCCCUUUGGCCCUCUUUGGACUCAGAUCAACAGACUCAGGUGCCAGACAAGACAGUGAAGAGCAUGAGGUAUAUAGACAAGGAAAUCGCAAACCUCAAAAAGGAUCUUGUACGAAGCCGCUUCCUGAUCCAGUGUGUGAAGAUAGGUCGCGGCUAUUUUGCCAUACUUCGAGAGGAAAAUGCCCUGAAAAAGCAGCAACAGCAACUCCAGAAGCUAAAGGAGGAAGAGUUAAACAAAUUCCAACCGGCGAAGAAGUACUCGGACAUCCGGUGCAGGGACACGCUGCUGACUACCUACGAGGAUGAGAAGUUAAAGAAGUUGGAGGCCGGCAUCAUUAUCCGCCCAUUCACGCCAAUCCACAGCUGCAUCAUGGCUCCCAACUUGCCCAAGUCUCACGUGGAUCCCCUCUACCGCCAGCUAUGUGCACUCCACUGGCUCCUAGAGGCCCUGACUAUCGACCACACCCACCAUAUCAUGAGGCCCUUGAUUGCCUGCUGGAACCCCAAGGACCCAGGUGGCAGCAAGAGCACAAUAAAGAAGAUCAACAAGGACAAGUCCAUGGGGCAGAGGUGGGAUCACUUCGUCACAGCGCCGAAGACCAAGAAAUUCAAAAUCCCCGCCCUUCGCACAGCCAGCCGCAAACCCAGCCGGCGAGGCUCCACCCUCAGUCUCACUAGGACCAGUGGGGGUUCUUCUCCCCAGAGCAGCAUGAUUUCUGUGAACCCCGGCUCUGACGAACCCCCAAGUGUAGUCACGCAGGCCACUGGCAGCAAAGACAUUGAAGACAAUGAGUCAUCAUCAACUAAGCCAGAAGAAGAAGCUCUCCAUGCCCACCUGCAGAAGCUCCUGGAGAUGGUCCGAGAAGACGCCCGAAGAGCGAUGAUGAUGGAGAGUGAGCUGCAGAAGAAAGUUCCCAGCAUCCUGUCUCUAGUCAAGCAAGUCAAGAGUGAUUCUGCCUGGAAGGAGUGGCAGACCACCCACAAGUCCAGCGAGAGAUCCAGCACGACGAGUGGAGAAAGUCACACCCAGGUGUCCCAGAAGAAGUCAAAGAGUCGUAUUAACCGUGACAUCAUCCAUUGCAAGAGUGGGGUGUGUAGCAUAAUGCGGGCCAAGUUUUACAGCGUAGCCCAGGAGGCCGGCUUCUGCCUACAAGACAAGAUGGAGAUCCUCAUGAAGCGCCAAGAAGAACGGGGUCUACAGAAGUUCCACUCUUUUAUUCUUGCCACGAAUUUCCAAAAGGAUUUGUCAAAGAUGAGGCACCAGAUCCCAGUGGUGAAGGGGGACGCAGAAGAGAUUGCGGAUCACUGGUACUUUGAUCUGUUGUCCAAACUCCCUGAGGAUCUGAAGAGCUUCCGGCCUGCGAAAAAGAUACUGGCAAAACUGCAGAAGUUUGGAGAGAACCUGGACCUGAGGAUCCGGCCGCACGUCCUCCUGAAGGUGCUCCAGGACCUUCGGAUCUGGGAGCUGUGUUCCCCAGACAUUGCAGUGGCCAUUGAGUUCGUGCGAGAACACAUCAUCCAUAUGCCGCAAGAAGAUUACAUCACCUGGCUACAGAGCCGGGUCAGCAUGCCCAUCCGGCAGCAGACUACCCAGGCAUAGUGGGGGCCAGUCCCAGUGGAAGAGGGCAAACCAGCACCGUGUUUCUGAGUCCAGCGUGGUCCUCCCCUCUCCUCCCUUACAUGGUUCCCUGUCUCUGCUCACUGUUGAACCCUGACUCUGCCUACUCUUCCAGAAUCCCUCACCACACCCCUUUCCUAAAAAUCCUAUAUAAUAAAAUUGAGUUGGAUAUUUAA